Heterobasidion irregulare TC 32-1 is the source of this 3728-nucleotide messenger RNA. RefSeq lists its product as uncharacterized. Bases 70 to 3552 code for a protein of 1160 amino acids. Gene Ontology annotation, molecular function: DNA endonuclease activity; single-stranded DNA binding. Gene Ontology annotation, biological process: nucleotide-excision repair. Lineage: Eukaryota; Fungi; Basidiomycota; Agaricomycetes; Russulales; Bondarzewiaceae. The record is from RefSeq and is a predicted model, not a curated record. The transcript is spliced from 12 exons. Gene Ontology annotation, cellular component: nucleus.
CUCCUACCACUGGAGUGUCUGGUCAAUGACAUCCUCCUUCACGCCGUUGGCACUUGAGGAAACGCGACUAUGGGUGUCAAGUCAUUAUGGAGCUUGCUAAACCCUGUAGGCAGGCCGGUAUUGCUCGAGAAUAUGGAGGGAAAGACGAUGGCCAUCGACUCUAGUAUAUGGAUCUACCAAUUUCAGGCUACCAUGCGAGACAAAGAGGGCCGCGGAUUGGUGAACGCCCACGUCUUGGGAUUCUUGAGGCGGAUAUGUAAGCUUUUGUUCUAUGGUAUAAAGCCCGUUUUCGUGUUCGAUGGAGGGGCACCGGCUUUGAAGCGUGCCACUAUAGCUGAGCGAAAACGCAAGAAGAGUGGUGCCGCUGCAAGCCAUGUUAAGGUUGCAGAAAGACUCCUCGCAGCUCAGAUGAGGCGUGCGGCUCUCACUUAUGCUCAACAACAGAACUCGGCGAAAGACAAGAGAAAGACGUCUACCAAUAGUCUUACUAUCGGCGAGGAUACCGUUUUUCUAGAGGAUAUCGAUAAUUCAGCACCGAAAACGCCAGCGAAAAAGGGUCACGACGACAAGACAACAGGUCCAUCACCAUUCUCAUCGUCCAAGAAGAAUCGUUGGCACGACCAUGACCCUUAUCGACUGCCUGACGUCAAUCCAGAAGAGCAAGUGGCUAAUGUCACCAAGGCCACGGCUCCAGACCCUCGCCUUGCUACAGAAGAAGAGCUUCAAACCUUCAUCGACGAAAUGCGCCCGGAGGACUUUGAUGUCACUUCCCCCGCAUUUCGUGAGCUUCCUACAGAAGUCCAGUAUGAGAUCAUCGGCGAUCUUCGCCUGAAAUCUCGCCAGACAUCAUAUGUUCGUCUUCAAAACAUGCUGAAAAAAUCUCGUACCCCUCUCGAUUUCUCGAGGCAGCAGAUCAGAAAUCUUCAGCAGCGAAAUACGCUCACCCAACAGCUGUUGACCACCAACGACACAAUUGGUCAGGCCCAUGUUUCGAUUCCUGUGCGCAUUGCUAGUGAGAGGAAUAAACAAUAUGUCCUCGUGAAGAACGAGGGUAGUGAGGGUGGAUGGGUCUUGGGCAUACGCGACGAGGGGACAAAGGCGAAGCCUAUCAAAAUCGAAGACGAAGAAAUAAAGCAGCCAGAUGAUGAAAGUGAAAUGGAAAUGGAAGAGAUUGAAAUACCUCAAUUCGCUGUCGCAGAUCCUGAUUUGCGGGAUUAUCAUCGAGAAACAGCACUCUCUGCUAUUUCUCGAAGACAGUCUUCCAAAGCUGUUCGCUUAUCGAAGGAAUCUACCCCGAGACAAAACACAGAACAAAGGCGCCAGCCACUAUUUGAGCCAGAUGACGACGAGUUACCUUUGCCGCUUCACCAUGAUUUACCUGACGAAGACCCUGAGCUCAUGAUAGCUAUGCAGGAAUCUAUUGAUCAAGAGGAAGAAUCAUAUCUACAGCGAGCUCUAGAGGCCUCGCGAAUGUCUACUGCCGGCCCAUUACCUACGGGAAUAGCCUCUAGCGUCAGUUUCAAUGCAGCAGCUAGUGCUAUCCGAGAUGCAUCGGACGGCGAAGAUCUCUACAUCCCUGGACGUCUUGAGACGGCGCUGGCUAUUGCCAAUGCCGGCCCUCUGCACAAGCCUCUGUAUAUGCCACACAACUCUCCCGUCUCACGAGCAGAGUGGCGCCCCACUAGAUUGUUGAUAUCUAAGACUGCUCCCCGGGCGUCCGCCUCGCACAUCGUAGUGCAUGAAUCUGACGACGACAUGGAAGAGAUUCAAGUCCCACUUGCUGUUUUAGCACCGUCUGUCGAGGCAAAAGCGAGAUUUCAUACAGAAAUAUCACGCACACUUUUAGAGCCUGCUUCUCAUGCGGUCUCGGAAGCUGUGAUGUCCGAAUUUGAUGAUGACAUGGAAGUCACUCUUGCAAGCGAAUCUGCCACUGUGGACAAAUCCUCCAGGAACAUGAUUGCUGGUGGACUUACAUCUUUGUCAUCACAGAUCCCUAUCCUUGUGCUUAAGAACGCAGCAUCUAGCUCAGACGAUGAUAUGUACAUGUCAGUUAACGAAGAUUCAGAGGACGAACCCCUGACAGACUGGUCCCGGUCUCCAUUGCCAGUGACAGGUAGGAACCAGACUGCUGCUCAACCAGUUAGCGAGAAUUGGGAUGCAGCAGAAGAAAUGGACGUUCUCGCCGAGGAAGGCGAGUUCGCACGUUUUGUAUCUCAGGUCAAGGGGAAGGAUCUGGAUUCAGUGCGCCGCGAGAUUGACGAAGAGAUCAAAGCGUUGAACGAGCAGAAGAAAGUGGCAAUGCGAGAUUCGGAGGAUAUCACUCAGCAAAUGAUCUCGCAGAUCAUGAUUAUGCUGCGCCUGUUUGGUAUCCCGUACAUUACCGCGCCUAUGGAAGCUGAGGCGCAAUGUGCGACACUUGUUCAGCUUAAUCUGGUGGAGGGCAUAAUAACCGACGACUCCGAUGUCUUCCUUUUUGGCGGUAUGCGAGUAUUCAAGAACAUGUUCAACCAGUCCAAGACCGUGGAAUGUUUUCGCCUUGCGGACUUGGGUCACGAGCUCGGCCUCGAGCGUGAUAAGCUCAUUCAAUUGGCCUACCUUCUAGGUAGCGAUUAUGUUGACGGCCUUCCAGGUGUUGGGCCUGUUGUAGCGAUGGAGUUGUUAAAGGAGUUUCCUGGAAACGAUGGUCUGCACAAAUUCAAGGACUGGUGGCUAAGAGUACAGUCUGGAAAAGACAGGCCGGAAGACAACAAGAGCAAGUUCCGGCAACGAUUUAAAAAGAAAUUCAAAGACUUGUAUCUGCCUGAUGAUUGGCCCAAUCCCGCCGUGAGGGAUGCAUACUACCAUCCAACGAUUGACGAGUCUGACGAGCCCUUCAAGUGGGGCCUUCCUGAUCUCGACGGGCUCCGCGAUCUUUUUCUAGAGGAGCUCGGUUGGAGUCGAUCGAAAGUCGAGGAACUCCUCCUUCCGAUUAUUCAGAGGAUGAACAAGCGGGGUCAAGCUCAAACUAUGAACAAGCAGGGAAACCUGAACGAUUAUUUUGAUGUGUUAGGACGCAACGGAGCUUCUUCUGCACCGCGGAAGCGUAAUGCGUAUGCGAGUAAGAGGUUACAGCAAGUUGUCAAUGAUUUCAGGGAACAGCAGGCCGCGUCACGGAAAGCGGGUUCCAAAUCAGGGGGUUCGUCAUCUGCAACUCCUGCUCCCGAUGCAGAAGAACUGUCUGAAUCGGAUCAGGAAAAUGAACUUCAGGAUGAUUCCAUUGCGGGAAAAGGGAAGGCCAAGGGGGCACGCAGUGAACGCAAGAUUGACGGCGCUGCCAGAGGCAGAGACAGGGCUAGAGGACGAGGGCGAGCCAGUGCCAGUGCCAGUGCCAGACGGUCCGCUGCAGGUGAAAGUGAGGGUGAGGCAUAUGAACCUGGCGCUGGUGGUACCCGUGCUUCCGAAGAAGUAGAGGUUACACCGCCUUUGGCGGUGAAUCUCCGGCCUCGGGCCCGUCCCGCAUUCAAAAAGAAGUCUGGCGAAUCAAAGAGCGUCGAUGAUGAAAGCGCAAGGUGAAUGUGGGUAUACGUUCCAAUUCAUUGUCCCAUAUAUUACUUUACCACAGAUGCGAUAUAGUAUCGUUUACCUCAUACGCAACGGGGAGAUCUGGAGUGAAUCUUGGAAUUUGUCUGUGAGAUUUUUGAAAUCAGAGCAAUGGUACAAUGUCUAUCUAAUUCUGACAGUUGAUUGAC